AUCCUCAAAUACAAUCACCUCGUUAUCCAAGGCAUCUCAUAUAUUAGGUACAAGCCUAUUCCAAUUCCUCACAACCCGAUUCUUACACCGACCGAUGUGACUACUAUGAUUGCAACGCUCGGUAAAAACCUUGAGGCCCUUUCAGAGGGAAUUCAGUGUCACAUACAAGCCGGAAGCAAGUACAUCUCGGUCUGCACUCCUCCUGAUACAUUUGGCGAAGUUAAAGCCGUAUCGACUAGUUCCGCCAAUAAGCGAGAACAACUUGUAUUGGCCAUUACGAAUGUUCCUCAGGACCGAAAGAAAGAACAUAAAAUAAUAGUAUUUGCUGACGACGAUAUCGCCUUUCCUAAGAACACUGUCCGGUGGAUGCUUGCAGCUUUCGAGGAGAGUAAGGUUGGCGAAGUAGGGACUUAUCAACGAGCGAGACGCAUUAACUCUGGGUAACUUUUAGAGCAGAUCGUCAAUUGGAUCUUCGCUGACUAUAUUGAACGUCGAACUUUCGAAAAUUCGGCGACUUUGUGGAUAGAUGGUUCGAUCUCAUGCUAUCAGGGCGAAUGGCUGGUUUUCGAUCGGAGAUAGUCGAAGACCCUCGAUUCCAAAGCGGAUUCGUCUCUAAGACGUGGAACGGCCACAAGCUUAACGUAGACGACGAUAACUAUUGGACACGGUAUCUGCUGGAGAAUGGUUAGAACAUUAAAAUUCAGCGCCAUGAGAAGUGCCAGGUCGAGACAACAUUCGGGACGAGUGUCCAAGAACUCUGGAGAUUUGUGCGAUGGCAGAGAAGCAAUCCAAGGAGCAACUCGAAAAGUUUACGAAACUUUAAAAACUGGCGGUAA
Cladophialophora psammophila CBS 110553 is the source of this 836-nucleotide messenger RNA. RefSeq lists its product as uncharacterized. Bases 106 to 444 code for a protein of 112 amino acids. Gene Ontology annotation, molecular function: glycosyltransferase activity. Lineage: Eukaryota; Fungi; Ascomycota; Eurotiomycetes; Chaetothyriales; Herpotrichiellaceae. The transcript is spliced from 2 exons. The record is from RefSeq and is a predicted model, not a curated record.